AUGGCUGCAGCUAUCAAAGAAACCUUCACAAACCUGGUCGACAAAUUCCAGGGGCACUCCGAACCCACCCUUCGUCAGCCAUCCGCCGAGGAAAUCCAAGAGCUGAAGGAGAAGUACCAAAAAGCAGGACAAGACCAAGUGUUCUCUUUCUUCGAUGAAUUGAGCCAGACAGAGAAGACCCAGCUUUUCCACCAACUGACCACCUUCAAUCCAGUUCGCAUCAAUGAGCUGGCUAACAUCGCCCUGAACCCUCCCAAGGCCGAGCAAGGCCCCGUCGCUCUCGAACCCCUUCCAGAGGUGGCCACAGCCUCCAUCCUAGACUCCGACCCAAACGAUCUCCAAAAAUGGUACGAUGAGGGUCUUACACUGGUGGCGGAAAACCAGGUUGCGGUGGUCUUGCUGGCUGGUGGUCAGGGUACUCGGUUGGGUAGUUCCCAGCCCAAGGGUUGCUUCGAUAUCGGACUCCCAAGCCACAAGCCUCUAUUCCAGAUCCAGGCGGAGCGUAUCGCCAAGCUUCAGCUUCUGGCGAAGAAGAAGUUGGGGAAGGAUGCAGUGAUCCCCUGGUAUGUCAUGACCAGCGGGCCGACUCGCAAGCCAACAGAGGAAUACUUCGAGAACCACAAAUACUUCGGGUUGGAGAAGAGCAAUGUUUUCAUCUUCGAGCAGGGUGUCUUGCCUUGCAUUUCUAACGAGGGAAAGAUUCUGCUGGAGACUAAGUCCAAGGUGGCUGUUGCUCCUGAUGGCAAUGGAGGAAUUUACCAGGCCUUGGUUACUUCUGGUGUGAGGGAGGACAUGCGCAAACGCGGAAUCAAGCACAUUCACACUUACUGCGUCGACAAUUGCUUGGUCAAGGUUGCGGACCCUGUUUUCAUUGGCUUUGCUGCUUCGAAGCAGGUUGAUAUUGCCACCAAGGUAGUCCGCAAGCGUAACGCUAGCGAGUCAGUGGGCUUGAUUCUUCAGAAGAAUGGCAAGCCUGACGUAGUUGAAUACUCUGAAAUCGACCAGGAGACAGCCGAGGCCAAGGACCCCAAGAACCCUGAGCUGCUCAAGUUCCGCGCAGCUAACAUCGUCAACCACUACUACUCCUUCGAAUUCUUCGAGUCCAUUGAGAACUGGGCUCACAAGCUGCCUCACCACGUUGCCCGCAAGAAGAUCCCGUGCAUUAAGCCCGAAAGUGGCGAGCUCUUCAAGCCAGAGAAGCCUAACGGGAUCAAACUGGAGCAGUUUGUGUUCGAUGUCUUCCCCAUGACUCCUCUGGAGAAGUUUGCCUGUAUUGAAGUGCGCCGGGAGGACGAAUUCUCCCCUCUCAAGAAUGCCCGAGGCACUGGCCAGGAUGACCCUGAUACCAGCAAGCAGGAUAUCAUGGACCAGGGUGAGCGAUGGAUCAAGAGUGCAGGUGGCGUUGUUGUCAGCGAAGGAGACGCAACCGGUGUCGAAGUGUCGCCGUUGAUCAGCUAUGGUGGAGAAGGGCUCGAAUUCCUCAAGGGCCGCGAGAUCAAAGCACCUGCGAUUAUCGAAAAGGAAGAGUAG
Aspergillus ochraceoroseus IBT 24754 is the source of this 1530-nucleotide messenger RNA. Its product is annotated as UDP-N-acetylglucosamine diphosphorylase. The record is from RefSeq and is a predicted model, not a curated record. Gene Ontology annotation, biological process: UDP-N-acetylglucosamine biosynthetic process. The coding region runs from base 1 to 1530 and encodes 509 amino acids. NCBI's taxonomy places the organism in Eukaryota, Fungi, Ascomycota, Eurotiomycetes, Eurotiales, Aspergillaceae. Gene Ontology annotation, molecular function: UDP-N-acetylglucosamine diphosphorylase activity. The transcript has 3 exons.